Didymodactylos carnosus is the source of this 2594-nucleotide messenger RNA. The record is from the annotation of a GenBank genome assembly. NCBI's taxonomy places the organism in Eukaryota, Metazoa, Rotifera, Eurotatoria, Philodinida, Philodinidae.
ACCUAGAAGUCAAUUUAGCAAGAAAAUCCUUAGAUUCGAGAAGAGUCAAAUUAUUGUAAAUUUUGUAAAAUGAUAUGAGUCGACCCAUAUAUUAUAGCUUCUAACAUUCUAAAAUAAAAUGGGCCGAUUUUCAGCCUAAUGCGGACCCUCCUUUCUAAUGUCUGAGUAUUUAAUCAGGCUAGGUGAGGUAUAUUUCAAAGUAUCUAAAUAUCUGGAUUGGGCAUAUUUUGAGAUAUCUAAAAUUUAAAUAUCUAAAUGUAUUAUAGUUCGAAAUACCUAGAUGGGGAGAGUACUUUUUCCAGUGGAGAAAAAAAUGCAGUCUGCAAAAAUGAAAAGGCCUUAGAUGUUUUCUUGUCAAGAUCUCGUGUCUUCCUUCUCAGAAUAAGUACAAAACCUAAUGCAACUCGGGUGCCUCUGACUUUCUGUGUUGCGCGUAGUGUACACGUUUUGUUUUGUUCUUAUUUGCCGUGUAGAUGUCCAUAAUGCACUUGUGCUUAUGGCAUUACCUUUAUGUAGAAUUUAAGUGGUAGAUGUACUAUACUCUCUCCUCGCCAGUUUGGCAAAAAGAUAACGUUUCUUGCUGUAGAUUCAGUUUAGAAAUAUACAGGCCUCUUUUUGUAAUAAAAUGUCACUCGCAGAAGAAAAGAUGAAAGAAAAAAGGUGGAAGAUAACAUUUUCCAUUACACACCCUAAACGCAAGAUAAAAACAACGAAACAUAUUAUUUACCUCAUUCGUAACAAUGAGAAUCGUCAAGAACGUGUGGUUAUUUUUAUUCAGUCACUACAUCUUUAGCAGUGCUCACAUUCUUCUAAAGUCCGAGAAUGAGGAACAACAACAAAAGACCGCUGACCCGAUUGUAAUCGAAGUGAGCUGGUCGCAAAACGACUUUCUUUUACAUACAAUACCAAGUCUUCAGAUUGUCACCAAUCCGCUCGUAUGUGUACAGUCCUCGCCUGUUCGCAAACAAAUAUUUGACAGUUUAGCACAGCUCAACGCUGAAUACGUUAGAUAUGCUGCGUGGUUUCCUUAUCCCAAAUUAGCUGUCGCUGAACUUGAUCCUCCAUCCGCCUUAUUGCAAUGUGGCAAUGCUGGAGAAAGUUAUUCGGUUAAAUUAUCAUGUGAACAGGGAGGCGGUGUGAUAAGCAGUGUAGACUUUGCUUCAUAUGGGACAGCAACCGGUGCAUGUGGUCAAAUGAAACAGGGCGCAUGUCAUGCAGCCACCAGUUUAGACGUUGUUCAGAAAGCGUGUAUCGAUCAGAAAGAAUGUAGUGUAACAGCGUCGCCUGCUGCCUUUGGAGAUCCUUGCUUUGGAACACAUAAGAGAUUGCUCGUUCAAAUUCAAUGCAAUCCACCACAAAACAAUACCUACUGGGAUUUUACAUAUCUCGAUCCGAGCUUCGAAGAUUUUCUUGAUGCCACCAAUGGACAUUCACGUAUUAUCAUGUUUUCGACACAACCUGUGUGGUUAUUCAAACUCGACACGCCGCACAUCUAUCCGGAUAAUGCAUCAGAAGUUGAUUGGGGUUACCCACAAGGAACAGAAUUGGUGGAUGAUACGAUGGAAGCAUUAGGGGAUUAUUAUGGACGUCUCACUGCCUGGUACACUCGAGGUGGUUUCAUCGAUGAAUACGGUCGAAAACAUGUAUCGAACUAUGAAUACAAUUGGGAUUACACAGAAAUAUUCAAUGAAGUCGAAUCCGAACAUGGAAUGUCAGUUGAAUAUUACACUCGAGCUUAUGAUGCUGUUAUUCAAGGCAUUCGACGACAUACAAACAAUACCGAGAUGAAAUAUGUCGGAUUAGCACAUGGUGGUCACAAUGAGUUCGAUCGAUACCGCUAUUUUCUCAAUCAUUCAAAUCAUGCACCUGGAAUUCCACUCGAUAUGAUUUCGUAUCAUUUCUAUGCUUCGAGCAAUACAAGAACAGAGCCGGUCGAUUAUGAAGCCUUCUUUCCGCAACUUGACACUUUCACAUCUGAAGUCAAACAAAUCGAAGAAAUUCGAAAGGAACUCUCACCUGAAACAAGAACAACUAUCAAUGAAUUGGGAAUUAUUCUUCCUGAUGAUAACAACCCAGGUGCACCUCAGUUUCCACUUAUUUUUUGGAAUGCCGGCGGAGCUUACUUCGCUUAUGCAUGGGCAAAAUUAGCACGACAAGGUAUCGAUGUUGUAGGACACAGCUAUCCGGAUUUACCAAACCUCCAACUCUCACCCCAAUUUCCGAGUGUUGCCCUACUCAAUUGGACUACCGGCGAGGGAACAGCCAAAUAUUGGACUUCGAAGUUACUCAUUGAAACAGCUGAUAUCGAUAAUGAUCAAGCUGUAAUAACGCGUACCACCGACGUAGCUGAACAAAAUGUGUUUUGUCAAGCAUUUGUGAGCAAAAAUCGUCAACGAUGGGUGUUGAUUAUUAACAAACGAUUUGCCAAUGUUGAUGUGAUCUUGCCUGGCUGUACUGGUGGCACAAUGCAGAUCGUGAACGAAGCAUCUGGCUUCGGUCCUCCAAUAGAGACAAAACUGAUGGUAGACCGAAUUACAUUGAGUGCAUUCGCUGUAGCUGUUGUUCACAUGCCAAACGGAAGCCUUGCGAUUUAA